GUUUUUAGGGUUUGCCACAACUGUUUGUGUUAAUUUAUAAAGCCGCCUCUCGUUUUAGAUCAGCACCCAGAUUCUCUCUGAUUUCAAUAUGAACACAAGUUCUAUGGAUGCUGCUGAUCGGAUAUCCCAAUUGCCUAACCACAUCAAACAUCGAAUUUUCUCUUUUCUUUCAACACCAGAAGUGGUUCGUCUUAGUGUAUUGUCCAAGCCAUGGCAUCAGGUUUAAGAAAACUCAAGAAAGUUAAGGUGAAAAGCCAAAUCUCUCCGCCUCUGGAGAAGAUUGAGAUUGACGUGGUUAGUCUUCAGACUUUCUCUUAUUAUGCAUGCUACAAGGAGAAGACAGAUAUUGAUCUGACCUCUUGCAAAAAUCUAGAGGUAUUUAAGUACAAGCAUGGUAUGAUUACAGAAGACCUGAUUCAAGGCCUUAAUUGUAAUUUCCCUUCCCUCAAAGUUUUGGUGUUGCACGGUUAUCGCCAUCACAUUCAGAGGAUUGAGAUUUCUAUCCCCCUGCUUGAAAAAUUAAACCUCUCUUUACCUGACUUGUCGGCAGAGGAAGCUAUCAUCAAUGCUCCAAGAUUACUGUCAUUCAAAUGUUACAUGGAAAACAUCCCGCCUUUGUUUUCUUUGAAUCAAACAAGUUUACAAGAAGUGUCUCUUAAAUUAUCUCUUGAUCUCAUCUAUUUUCAACAGCGUGAAAGUAUUCGCGAAGAUUUUAUGGAAAUUAUUGAAAGUUUCAACCACAUCAAGCUUGUCACUCUGCGUAUUACCAGCUAUUCCUCGUCUGUAAUCAACAAAAUAGUCAGCAAAGUCUCCAAUCCUGUUUUGCUUGAUAUCAGUCACUUGAAGCUGAAAACCUAUAUAGACGGCAUGGAGAACGUAAACGUCGCUCUUGUUGAUGACUUGUUUUGUAUUUGCCGUUCUGAAUCUUUAUUACUUGUGACUGGCUGUGGAGGAAACGAUGAGUUCAUGAAGAUUCUUUGCAAGAAACUAGUGCGCAGAGGGAAACAUAAAAAUUAUUCUGCAGCUGCCCAUGUCAAAUGUUGGCAGCGUGACUUAAAAGGCGUCAAGAUCGAGCAUUUUGGAAGAAAUGGAUAUAAGAAGGUUGUUACAUGUCAUGCUUUCUUAGAUUCAUUCCGAACUCUGGAACCGAAGCAGAAGAUUCGUUUUGUAUUCGAAUGGUGAUUUAAGUUUUUUCAUUAUAGAUGGUGUAGUGUCAGUUUAUUUAUAUAUAUAAUUCCUUGAACAAGUUUUCUUAGAAAACAGUUGACUCUAGGCAGGAUUCAGCUGCAGCAGACCUUCGAGUAUGUGUUGAACAAGUUUUUUUUCUGGUUUGGGAUUUUUUUGUUUAAUAAUUUGAUAUUUUAUUCUUGAGAGCGUGAUAUGUUACUGUUAAUUUC
Messenger RNA from Populus euphratica (Euphrates poplar), 1397 nucleotides. Its product is annotated as putative F-box/FBD/LRR-repeat protein At3g49040. The record is from RefSeq and is a predicted model, not a curated record. Lineage: Eukaryota; Viridiplantae; Streptophyta; Magnoliopsida; Malpighiales; Salicaceae. Bases 211 to 1182 code for a protein of 323 amino acids. The transcript has 2 exons.